GAUGCAUUUUUCGACCUGGAUCCUGCUGUUUAUUACGAGCAAGAAAACAAUACGUGCGGAUUUAUCCCCUCCUUGACGACCGAACCCUUAUCAGACAACACAACCUCGUGCCCGAUCGAAGAUGACUCACCGAGCGAUGAAGUCCUUGAGGGACUCUUUCUGCAACAGUAUGUCAAGGUUAUCGGCCCAUGGCUGGAUGCUUUCGAUGUGGGCAAAUACUUCAGCCAAGUUGUACCUCUUGAGGCACUUGGCAGUCCUCUACUGCGAACAAGCAUAUCAGCAGUUGCAGCAAAGCAACUUGGAAAUUUGCACGCUCUAGAUUCUGUCGAUAUAGACGCAUGUCAGCGCCGAAUUCUUGCCGAAUACGCCCGCCUUUGUCCAUUGGAUAUGCUGUUUCAGGCUGCGAGGUUUUACGACAAGGCCAUCCGCCAUAUCCUCUAUAUGUUGCAAUCACUGAACAGUCCUCACCAGCGUCUAAACCAUCACAUUAUUGGUUCUUAUCAGCUACUUCAGAUUGGAACUGACCCGGGACCCAAUCCAUCCGACUCUCGAUUAGAGAGGGCCAGGGAGGCGACUUUCUGGAACCUCGUCUUCUUUGAUAUAACAAACUCCUUCGUCACAGGAUCCCAAAUGACCCUAAAGGUGAGCAACAGCACGAACUUGUGGACACAAUUCGGUCUAUCUAUGCUGGAGCGUGCUGGUCAAUCCUACCCUUCAUGCUUGGGAGAGGAUAACUCAGGACCCAAAAUGGACGAGAAAACAUCUUGCCAGGCGGCACUCUGGCUGUGCUCAAGAGUGAUCAACGACAUCGCUACCAGGGGGGUCGCACGCGCUGCUUUUACCAUGCACGGUGUCGAAGACGAUUCCAUUGCCCACUGGGCUGAGACAAGAAACCUAUUAAGAGCAUGGCGGGCGAGAAUUCCGGAUGCAUUCACUCCUUACCUAAGAGUGCCCUCCACGGCA
Molecule: messenger RNA, 963 nt
Organism: Clonostachys byssicola
Lineage: Eukaryota; Fungi; Ascomycota; Sordariomycetes; Hypocreales; Bionectriaceae
Source: the annotation of a GenBank genome assembly